Molecule: messenger RNA, 4647 nt
Organism: Rotaria socialis
Lineage: Eukaryota; Metazoa; Rotifera; Eurotatoria; Philodinida; Philodinidae
Source: the annotation of a GenBank genome assembly
AUGGAAUCAGCACAAAGCAAAUAUGAGAUAUUUUUAAAAAAUAGCAGAACAUUUGGACAAAUGGCAUCAUCAUCAACAUUUGAAGAUGAAAAAUUACCUGAUCCAAAUCUUAUUUGGAUACUUCUUGAUAAAUUAGGUGAGGGAACAUAUGGAAAAGUAUAUCGAGCUAAAUAUUCGGAUUCGAAUGAAUAUGUAGCAGCAAAAAUAAUUCGUAUAAAAAAUGAUGAUAUUUCAAAUGAAUUUGAAAGUGAAUUAAAUAUUUUGAAGAAAAUCUCUAAACAACACGAGAAUCUACCUGAUUUUAUUGGCCUAUUUGGUGAAUAUAAUGAGUCCAGCGCUCGAAAUAUUUGGUUUGUUAUGGAACUAUGUCAUCUAGGUCCAAUUAAUCAAUUAAUAAAACGAAUUCAUAAGAAAAAUCAAUUGAAUACACUUGAAAAAGAAAAACUAAUUGCCUACGGAUUAAGUAGUACAUUGAAAGCAUUACAAUAUCUCCAUCAAAACGGUAUUAUGCAUCGUGAUGUCAAAGGUAGUCAUAUCUUAGUGACUAACAAUUAUGUUAUCAAAUUAAUUGAUUUCGGUAUUGCUGCUCUGUUCAGUGCAGAGCACUCAAAACGUAAUUCUAGUGUUGGCACUUCACUUUGGAUGGCACCUGAAGUCAUUGCAUGUGCGCAUCAGUUGGACUAUGCAUUUGAUGAAAGAUGUGAUAUAUGGUCUCUUGGCAUAACAGCAAUUGAAUUAGCUGAUGGUGAGGCCCCACUAUGUCAAUUUCAUCCGACCAAAGUUCUUUUCGAAGUUCCCCGCCGUCCACCACCAACAGUACGAGACGUAACAAAAUGGUCGGAAGAUUUUACAAAAUUUAUUUCAGCUUGUUUAAUUAAAGAUUAUGAACAGCGACCAUCGUCUGAAGAAUUAUUAAGAAAUGAAAGUUUUGUUAAAUUCGAUGAUGAAACAAAAGAAUCAUAUCGUGAUUUAUUAAAAACUUAUCAUAUGAAAUUAUCAUCAUUGGAUGUUCCGGAGGUAUCAGUUGAAAGUGAUCCAUCAUCGAUUAUGAAUGAUGCUGUAAAUAUUAAUCCUUGGAUUGAAAACAUAAGUAAUCCAGCAGAUUUUAUUGAUAAUGAAAAUAAUUUAGCACAAAUCCAUUACCUUGAUCCACAACAUAUUAUUAAUUCAUUACGAAGGCGUUUUAGUAAAACAUUAAUCUAUACAUAUAUUGGCGAUUCUUUAUUAGCAAUUAAUCCUAAACAAUUUUUACCAAUUGAUAAUCUUCAUUUUCAAUUCAAAUAUUUAAAGGAUAGAAAAGAUUUAUUACCACAUGUUUUUGCAAUAGCUGCAAAUGUUUAUAAUCAAAUGAUGAUUAGCCGACAAGCACAAUGUAUUAUUCUUUCGGGAGAAUCCGGUUCAGGUAAAACACAUGCUGCCCAAAAUCUAAUCAGUGAAUUAGCUCUUCUCGGUUUUGGUGAACAGCGUGCACUUGAAAAUUGUCUUGUUAACAUGAAUUUUUUACUUGAAUCAUUUGGAAAUGCACAAACUUCGCUGAAUAAUAAUUCUUCACGUUUUGGUAAACUUCUCGAUAUAUUUUUUUCUGAUUAUGGCACAAUAGCCUAUGUUCAAUUGUCUCAAUUUCUUCUUGAAAAAACUCGCGUGGUACUUGCCAGUGGUAACAAGAGAAACUUUCAUAUAUUCUAUUCAAUAUAUUCCUAUUUCUCUCAACCACAAUCGAAUCCUUGUAUCUCAAUCGAUCAAGAAUCAUCGGAAUUAUUUCAAACUGUUAAAUAUUAUUCGUAUCUUGGCAAUAAUAAUAAUAAUAAUGAUGAUCAAGCAGUAUCAACAGUAUCAUUAGAGAAUUUAUUUCAAAUUUUAAAAGACCUAAAUAUAACCGAUGAUGAACAAGCAUCGAUAUUGGCUAUUCUUACUGCAAUUAUUCAGUUGGGAAAUGUUUCAUUUAAACCUGAUACCGAGCCCAAUGAACCUGGCUGUUCGAUUGAUCAAGAAUCAAUGCCACAUUCCAAUGCUGUUUAUCGUUUAUUAAAAAUUGAUAACGAUCAAUUUAUUCGUUCAUUAAUUCAAUCAAGUUUAAUGACACGUGGUGAAACUGUGACGAAAUUAAAUACGAUUUCGGAAGCACAACAAACACGAGAUGCUAUGGCCAAAUCUCUUUAUUCUCGUUUAUUUGAUUGGAUUAUAUAUGGAUUGAAUCGUUAUUUUCGAACGGAACUUGAAUAUGAACCACGAUUAAUUGUUGAUAUUCAUAAACAACAUGAAAAAGAUUUAUUGAAGAAAAAAUUAAGUUUACUUCAAGAAACCGAUGAAGAAUCGGAUAAAAAAAUUCGAAAUGAUGGUCUAUGUUCAAUAUCAAUACUUGAUUUAUUUGGUUUUGAAACAUUUGAAAGUAAUUCUUAUGAACAAUUAUGUAUUAAUAUUGCUAAUGAGCAAUUGCAAUAUUUUUUUCGACAACAUACAUUUGCAUGGGAAAUGAGAGAAUAUGAAAAUGAACAAAUAGAAAAAACGGCUUAUCGUGAUAAUUUUGAUUUUCCAAAUAAUCGAUCAAUUCUUGACAUGUGCUUAUCCAAGCCUAUUGGUCUAUUAACGUUACUCGAUGAAGAAUCUCGUUUUCCACAAUCAACAGAAUUUACUCUUGUUAAUAAAUGGCGUGAAAAUUUAAAUUCUUCACAUUUUACUACCAUGUCUCUGUCGUCAUCGUUGUCACGUAAAACGUUAAAACGUCAAAAAACACUUUCACUGGAUCUACAACCAUUAUUUACAAUAUCACAUUAUGCUGGUAAGAUUGAAUAUUCAGCAAAAGAUUUUCUAGAAAAAAAUCGCGAUUAUGUACCCAUGGAAAUUAUCGAUUUACUUCUACAAAGUGAUGAUCAUCUCGUUAAUUUACUUUUUCGCAGUCGUCUACGUAAAACCGGUAGUGUUGUUUAUAGCGAACAAGAAAAACAAGAUCAAAUUUCAACAUUAUUUCGUUCAAAACCUCAUAAAACAGCAACACUCAGUCGUACACAAGGUACUGUAUCAACAUAUUUUCGUUAUUCAUUAAUGGAAUUAGUUACGACAAUGGCAUCAAGUCAGCCAACAUUUAUACGAUGUCUUGUACCAAAUCGUUUACCAUUUCAAAGCUCGCAUAUAACACAUGAUCAAACAAGUUAUUUUCCACAAAAUUUUAAAUUUGAUUCAAGCGAAUUCGAUGACGCCGUUGUUCUUGAACAAAUACGCUAUAGUGGUUUAAUUGAAACAAUUGAAAUUCGUCGUCAAGGUUAUUCACAUCGAAUCCCGUUUGAAGAUUUUAUAUCGAGAUAUGCAUGUCUUCUUGAUAUGAAAUCGAACUCCACAGAUGAUCAUAAACAAUUAUGUGAAUUAAUCGUAAAAACAUUUCGUAUUAAUAAUUAUGCAAUAGGUAAAACAAAAAUCUUUUUAAAAUAUCAUCAUAUUGAACAAUUAAAUAUUGCACAUAAAAAUUUUAUGACAAAAAUUAUCCGUUUACAAUCUUACAUAAGAAUGUAUUUGGUUCACAAGCAAAAUGAAACUCUUAAAAACAAUAGUGUCGUAUCAGAUUAUGAACAAUCCGUUGUACGUGUUCAAAAGAUAGUGCGCAAAUAUUUUGUACGACGUGCCGAACAGAAAAAAGUACGUUCUAUUGUUACGCUUCAAGCUUAUUGGAGAAUGUGGUAUGAGCGAACUCGUUUCAAACGUCGUCUACUCGAUUAUCGUAAUGAAAAAAUUCAAAUUUCCUAUUUUCUUAAACAAGUUGAAUUACAUGGAAAUAAUUUAUAUCAAAAUUUGAACAAUUUAGACAACGCAACUGAAUGUACAAAUGGAUCGUCAAUAGAUGAAGAUAAAACUUCACCUGAAGACCAGUCUUUACCAAAUAAAUUCAUUCAGUACAAAGCACGAAAUUUAAAUCGCAUGAAUAGUAAACCAAAAAUUAGCAUGUUAUAUGGAUAUUACGAUAUUAUUCAUAAAACUUUUCGCGAUAAAAAUAAUAAUCAAAAUAGUGAAGAAAAGAAAAAAGUAAGAAUCGUUCAUACAACGACACAACGACCAGCAACAGCUCCAGCAACAGCUAAUAUUCCAACAGCUCCACCUUGUCCACCACCAGAUUUUUUCCAACAACCAAAUACCGAGAUAAAAGCUAUCAAACAACAAAAGUCAGCACCAGCUACAGUUACAACUCAUAUUGAUGAAUUAAAACAAAUAUUUGCUAACCGACAAUCACAACAGCCGACGAAUUCAUUAACACCAAUCAUGCCACAUCGAGCAAGAUCUUCAUUAACGAAUAUUCUAAAUACAGAAGAUAAUUCAUCGUCACCACCACCAAAUUUCCUUGCUGUCAAUCAUUAUAAUCACAUAGAAAACGAUGAUGAUUAUAACCUACGCCAUCGUCGUCGUCUUUCUUCAUCAUCAAGUAUAAUUAAAAGUAAAUCAUCUGGUUUAGUAACAUGCAGUACAUCAAAUCUCGUUGGUGAUAUGGCGUUAACAUCAGAAAAUGUUGUCAGACUCAAAGAAAAUCUACGUAAAACUGGUUUUGCACUACAAGGCAAUCAAACUCUAAGAAGAAAAUUACCAACGGAAACAGUACAAAUCGAUUUUCGUAGUAUACUUCGGCGAUCCAAGUAUAAUUCAAGUACAUCAAUCAAUCAAUAA